GACCCCUGGGAGUGAACAUCCGGGACAUUUCUUCUCACAGACGAUAAAAUGGCGAUUGAGAAGAAAAAACUCAGCGACCUUCGAGUGGUCGAUUUGAGGGAAGAACUGGAAAAAAGAGGCCUCGAAAAGGGAGGGACAAAGCCAGUACUAAUAGAGAGAUUAAAGAAGGCUAUCCAGGAUGAAGGUGGAGACCCAAAUGAGAUUGAAGUUGAGGCUGGAGACAAGCUGGCGUCGGCCAAGAAGGCAGCAGGAGCCAGAAGAACACCUGUCCGUCGUACAAAGAAAGAAGAGCAAGAGCAGAGCACAGAAGAACCUGCAGAAGAAGGGAUGGACACGGAGACAGCUGACCUUCCAGACAGCCUGUCUCUCAAGGACGAACCCAUGGACGACCUUGACGUCCUGGAUGAGGACGACUCCUUGGACCAGGAGAUGGAUACGAUCGACGACCUCGGGGAGGAAGACGGUGAGUCGGAAUCGGAGGAAACGUCGGCAGGGCUGAAUGGAGAGGAGGACCAGAAGGUCCAGGAGGGGGAGACUGCUGCGGAUGCGGUUGCCAUGGAAACCGGCGACGCCCCGGAGACGGUUGCCACGGUGACAACAGAUGGAGAGGAAGGGAAGGGGGAGGUUUCUGCGGCAGAGAGCGCGGAUGUACCGAGUUCUGGAGCUGCAGAAGCGACAGGCGAGACUCCGCAGACAGACGCAGCAGCAGCUGCAGGGGAACUGCAGGCAGGGGGCGCUGCUGCACCAGACACGGAGAUGGACGCAGCCAGCCUGGUGGACAAGGUUCUAAACGAGACGGGAGAAGCCGCAGACGACGUCGCCCUGUCGGCCGAACAAGAGGAGGAACUACUCACCGAGGACGAGGUGGGAGAGGGGGAGGCAGAAACCCCUGCAGACCAGAAAGAGAAAGAAGGUAGCAACAAGAACACAGCAGCAGCACCCAAGCCGGAGCCCAGCGCCCAGCCAGCCAAGCCUGCCGCCACGGGGGCAAAGGUCGUCGCCCCCGGAGACGCCCCCGUUCCGUUCCCGCUGACCUCCAAGGACCUGCUGGAGAUGCACGCGUUGCCGGCGGCAACCAAAGACGAGGAGGAGAACAUCUCGCUGGUGGUCCACGCCGACGACCAGAUGAUCGCCGACCUUGACGCCGACCUUCUGGACAUGCCCAAGGACGCCGAGUCCUCCGCGGACGCUGCUCCGGCCACCGAGGAGCCUGGGAAGACUCAGGAGAAGGCCGAGGAAGCUUCUAAGGAGGCUCCCAAGGAAGGAGACGGGGCUAAGAAGGCGGAGGAGGAGGGGAAAGCGCCCGAGGAGGCUGGGAAGAAAGCGGCAGAGGCAGGAGGAGGAGAGAAGAACAAAGAAAGCUCGUCGUCGUCGGCCAAGAAAAGCCCGUCGGGCGUUUCGAGCGUGAGGACUCGGAGCGCCAGUGGGAAGGACACCAAAGAUGCAAAAGCACCGCCAGGCAAGGAUGAGAAGGCCCGGCACGGCAGUUCCAGCUCCAGUAGUAAGAACCUGUGGGUGAGCGGACUUUCCUCCACAACUCGAGCCACAGACCUCAAGGCAGCCUUCAGCAAGUACGGCAAGGUGGUGGGAGCCAAAGUGGUGACCAACGCGCGCAGCCCAGGUGCCCGAUGCUACGGGUUUGUGACUAUGUCGUCCAGUGAAGAAGCUGCCCGCUGCAUCACACACCUCCACCGUACUGAGCUGCAUGGGCGCAUGAUCUCUGUCGAGAGGGCUAAGAACGACCCUUCCAGUUCCUCCAAGAAACCUCCAGAGAAGAAGGAGCCCGAGAAACGAGACCUUCGGUCCAGCUCUGCCCGGAAACCUUCGGCCGACGCCCGGAAACCGGCACCCAAGACGCACGAGAAGGACAAGAAGGAGCCGGAGAAGAAACCGGAAGAUAAGAAAGAUGAGAAGGAGGAGAAGAAGGAGGAGGACAAACGCUCAGGGUCUCAGAGCCGCCGUAGUACAGGAGACAAGGCACCAGCUUCAAAGGACAAGGAGUCUGCGGAUAAGGAAGGAGCAGACAAGGACGGGAAGGAAGGAACGCGGACAGUCGUGAUGGACAAGAAGAAGGGAGAACCUGUCGUCACAGUCAAAGACUCCAACAAGCGCGACUCCAAGUCCAAGGAGAAGGACGGUCAGCAGCCGCGGAAAGGCAGCAAGGAGAAGCAGGGCGAGAUUCUGUCGUUCGAUAAGAUUAAAGAGCAGAGGGAGCGAGAGCGUCAGAGACAACGAGAGCGCGAGCUAAGAGAGAUGGAGCGUCGACGCGUGGAACGGGAGCGACGGGAGAGGGAACGACAGCGUGAGAUCAUCCAGCGGGAGCGUGAGGAACGAGAGAGACUGCAGAGGGAGAGGGAGCGGCUCCAGCGCGAGAGAGAGCGACUGGAACGAGAGAAGCAGGAGAGAGAGCGGCUGGAGAGGGAGAGGAUGCGGAUCGAGCGGGAACGAGCGCGAGAACAGGAGAGGAUCGCCCGGGAGCGCGAGGAAACGCGGCGGCUGCAGCUCCAGCUGGAGGAGGAACGCAGGCAGCUGAAACGGGCGCUCGAGGCGCCCCGCGAGCGAGACACGUACUGGAGCGAGCCCAAGAGACAAUACGAGGGCGAGUUCCACCGUGGUGCACCCGAAACAAACCGCUUCAACGACUACGAUAACCGGGAGCGCGGCGGCGCCGGCUACACACGUGACGUCGACCACCGCUCGGCCGCGCCGCCGCCCGGCCCGUACGAACGCCGGGUGGAGCGGUACGAUCGCCGUGACAACGCCCAGCGCCGUGACGACCAGCCUCGCUACAACGACGCUCCCCGGGACGUCCCACCCGACAACCGCGGCGCCCGGGUCCCCGGCAGCGGCGGCAUGCGGGGAGCAGGAGGUAUGGAUCCCAUCUCUAAAGGUAUGAGUAAUCCCACUAGCAGUAUGUCUUACGUUGGUCGGGAGCCAGCUCCGGUAGGAAUGCAAAGUCACGACUCCCAUUUUCCCCUAGAUGAGCGCCGCCCACGAGACCCACCGCGGGACGACGGCUGGGGACCGGUUUCCGACGAGCGAACCAGAACCGCGGCGCCGUCCCGGGGAGCUACGUCGUCUUACAGCGAUCGUCAGAUCGGCGGGAGCGUGGGCGACAACCGGCCGGGGCUGCUGGGCUCGGCGCCGUCCCGAGGCGGUGGUGACUCCCGUGGGGACUGGAGCAGCGGCGAGCGGCUACGGAAGGCGGAACCGCAGCGACAACCGGGGACGGAUGGACACGGGUGGCCGAUGGGCGGGCUGGAGAACCCGACGGUGAACCGGCUGGGCGAGCGCUGGCCCGGCUCCAUGGGGCAGCAGGCGGUGGAGUCCCGCGGCGGUCAGCGCGUCCUGGCGGUCAGCGGCCAGACGAUGUCCCAGCACCAGCGGGCGGCGGGAGGGUACAUCAGCCAGGCACCGCAGCACCACACGCAGCCGCCCCAGCCCACGCAGCUCCUCAGCAGAGCUCCCGCAGUCGGGGGAGGCUUCGGCGGCCCGGACAGGCACAAGCCAGCACAGGACAACAGGUUUGAUCCCUACAGCAGGGCCCCACCUGCCAGGAGGUACUAGAACUGCAGAUUCUUAUUUUACAACAGGUUUGACCCUUACUGAACAGCUC
Branchiostoma belcheri (Belcher's lancelet) is the source of this 3616-nucleotide messenger RNA. Its product is annotated as scaffold attachment factor B2-like. The transcript is spliced from 13 exons. Gene Ontology annotation, molecular function: RNA binding; sequence-specific DNA binding. Gene Ontology annotation, cellular component: nucleus. The coding region runs from base 49 to 3567 and encodes 1172 amino acids. Lineage: Eukaryota; Metazoa; Chordata; Leptocardii; Amphioxiformes; Branchiostomatidae. The record is from RefSeq and is a predicted model, not a curated record. Gene Ontology annotation, biological process: regulation of transcription by RNA polymerase II; regulation of mRNA processing.